Messenger RNA from Monodelphis domestica (gray short-tailed opossum), 2721 nucleotides. RefSeq names its product low density lipoprotein receptor adaptor protein 1 (gene LDLRAP1). Gene Ontology annotation, cellular component: early endosome. The record is from RefSeq and is a predicted model, not a curated record. Lineage: Eukaryota; Metazoa; Chordata; Mammalia; Didelphimorphia; Didelphidae.
CACACUCUCCCCUUUCUCGGGGAGCAGUUUCAGAGAGUCACGCUUGCUCUCUCCCCGUCUCCCUUCUUCUCCCUCCUCUACCAGAGUUACCCGAGAACUGGACGGACACGAGGGAGACCCUGCUGGAGGGGAUGCUGUUCAAUCUCAAGUACCUGGGCAUGACCCUGGUGGAGCAGCCCAAAGGGGAGGAGCUCUCGGCAGCUGCUGUGAAGCGCAUUGUGGCCACGGCCAAAGCUAGCGGGAAGAAGCUUCGGAAAGUGACCCUCCAAGUCUCCCCCAGGGGCAUCAUCUUACAUGACAGUGGGACCAAUGAGCUGAUUGAGAAUGUUUCCAUCUACAGGAUCUCCUACUGCACAGCAGACAAGAUGCACGACAAGGUUUUUGCUUACAUCGCACAGAGCCAGCAGAGUGAGAGUCUGGAGUGCCACGCAUUUCUCUGCUCCAAGAGGAAGAUGGCACAGGCAGUUACCCUCACCGUGGCCCAGGCCUUCAAAGUCGCCUUUGAGUUCUGGCAGGUGUCCAAGGAAGAGAAGGAGAAGCGAGAGAAGGCAAGCUUGGAAGAAGUCGCCUGUGGGGCUCGGCUGGACGCUUCCCCUUCCCUGAAAGGCCCAGUCACCACUGGAAACCUGCUGGACCUGGAGGAAACGGCCAAAGCACCACUGUCCACCGUGAGUGCCAAUGCCACCAACCUGGACGAGGUGGGGAAGCCUGAACCCCUCACCAAUAACAACAUGGUCUGGGAGCUCGACGAUGGCCUUGAUGAAGCCUUCUCAAGGCUGGCCCAAUCGCGGACGAAUCCCCAGGUCCUGGACAUUGGGCUGACGGCCCAGGACAUCCAGUAUGACCAGUGCCUCUCGCCCGUGGACUGGGACAAACCCGACGCGGGCGCCUCCGAGCAGGAUGACCUCUUUGGCUUCUGAGUGUCCGUCCUCGGGCCGACCACUACGCAAAGGGACCAAAGUCCUCUUCCUGGGGACGGGAAGGAGCGGCCUCCUCCUCAGGCGGCCCCAUCAACCACUAGACCAAAGCCAAAGGCAGUGAUGCAGCUCUUAUUUUCUAUUCUGCCCUCUCCCCCUGUAAAAACUCUAGGAAGCCUCGAGCCUAUUUAUUCAGUGGACUCCCACUCGGACACGAGCACUGCUGGCCUCUCCUCCUCGGUGACGUGGACAGUGUUAGAGCCAGCCGCUUGGGGAAGCCAGCUUCUCUCGCGCCUCUUCUCCCUCCGCCACUCAUUCCUUCCCCAAAGAGCCGCCGCGGGGGUCUCCCCCCAUUCUCCUCUGGAGAAGAGGGGGCCGGAGGCCAGAUGUGGCCCCUCAGGCCGUCCUGGAGGAUGGAGCUCAUCCAAAGACUCACCAGCUUUGCACUUUAAGACAUGAACCCAAAGCCAGGUCUGAAGAUGGCGGAAGGAGGGGGCUGAGUCUAGCUAGUGUUAGUUUCCAUCCUCAGGACCCCUGGUAGCGGCUAGCCCAGAACCCAGAGCAGCAGAGAGCACGGUGCCAGGCUGCGGCCCUGCCACGCGCUCGUCCUGGCCCAGACCCAUGCCCUUCUGCCUCCCUGGGCCUCAGUUUCCCCAUUCAGCGGAGGAGCAGCAGCUUGGAUUUCCGACACCAGCAUCCUGUGAUUCUGCCUUAUUCACGGACUCUGUCCUGUGAGGCUUCUGCCACCGAGGCCCAGAAAAGCAGCCUUUCCUGGGAGUCGUGCACUACCAUUGCCCCGCUCUCCGGCUGGAUUUCUGGGGGCUUUCCUCUCCGUUCUUUGUGGCAGGGAAGUCUGGUGUGCAAUUGGCUCCUGCGGCCUUGGCCAGGUCCUGCCUCUUCUCUCUUUGCCCCUCCAACAAAAGGGCUCACCUGAUUGUGGUUUUUAGCCAAAAUAUACUUAGUACCCAGCCACUGUGCCUUUGCAGCCUGGGCAGCCAGGGGAGGCCUCUGGGCUCUACGCUUUCCUUUCAGAACUUAGCAUUCAUCGAGUUUAAGCCCUGCUAAUUAAGCCCAAAGUCCAGGAUCUUGUUCUGAGCCUGGUUGGCUGAAACAGAACGCUUAUGAACGUUGUCAUUUGGCUUUAAAAUAUUUACUUGCUGUGUGGCUUUGAGCAAGUUUCUUUCCUUGGUCUUUCUUCAUCUGUUUAAUGUGGGCGUGGGUUAAGGGGUCCCUGUCGAAGACUCCUUCCAGCUGCCGUUUUCUGUUCCUCGCCAUUGCUCUGACACUCUGCAUUCUUCUCUUGUGUCCCUCGCUAAGAUGUCCUCCAGCUCCCUAAAAUGCAUCCACUGAGCACAGGGGCGGAGCGUCUCGGCACCCUGCGGGUCCCCUGGCAGAGCCCGUCUUCUCAGUCUCACCGAGUCUUGAAUCCGCCACUUGUCAAAGGCAGCAGCACCCCAGGGCUGGGUUUGGGGUCUCUACGGGCCUCCCCGUUCCCCUAGCAAGGCCGUCUGGGCCCGGGAAGCCUUCACAUGGCAUGGCCCAGCCUGGAGGGAAGGGCCCUUGUGGGGAGAUUCUUUCUGGAGCCAAGAAUUCUUUCUGAGAAAGAUCAGCUCAUGUGUUUGCAUUGUGUUGGGGCGGCUGCUUUUCUCGGGCCCCCUGCUGACUGGCUGGUAUGUGUCUGGGGGGGUUUGAGGGGGGGUUGUUUUUUUAUGUUGUAAAAAAUGUUCUAUUGAGAAAAAAACAAACGAGAAGUUCUCCCUCUUGGGAGAAAGGAAUAAAAGUUGAUCUGGUACCUUGAAGAAAA